AUGGAUCCUGAGAAGCCUGUUCUUAGCCUGAUGAAGAGCUUUUUUACUUGUCUCAACCUACAGCCACUCCCAAGCCAGGACUGGUGCAAAAGUGACGAGAGACUCCUGCAGGCUGUGGAGCAGAACGAUGCCGACAAAGUGUCCGCCCUCAUCCUUAAAAAAGGCCUGUGUCCCACCAAGCUGGAUGCUGAGGGCAAGUCGGCGUUCCAUCUGUCUGUGUCUCGAGGGCGCAUCGACUGUCUGGAGGUCAUCAUCUCCCACGGGGCAGACCUCGCUGUCACGGACGGUGCCGGUUUCAGCGCCCUUCACCUCGCGGCCAAAAAUGGACAAAGCAAGUGUUUGAAGAGACUUUUACAGGAGAGACUGGAAGUGGAUUGCAUCGACAACAUUGGGAGGACGCCCCUCCACCAUGCAGCGGUCAGCGGCUGUUUGUCCUGUACCGAAAUCCUGUGGGACUUUAAAGCCAAGCUCGACAUCCAGGACGGGGAUGGAGCCACCGCCCUCAUCCUUGCAGCCCAGAUGAGUCGAGACAAGCUGUGUGCUUUUUUGCUGGAUCGAGGCGCCGAAGUAAACAUGCAGGACAAGCAGGGCAGGACCGCGUUGAUGUUGGCCUGCGAGAGCGACAGCGCGGACACAGUGGCGGCCCUGUUGAGGGGCGGGGCUAACACCCAGCUGGUCGACGCCCUCGGAAACGGCCCGGCUGAGUACGGCGCCAACAGCCCUCACAUCGGGCACAUGUUGAAGAAUGGGGCACCCCCAGCUUCUGAGGCUACAGGCGAGGAGCUCCAAGGUUUGCCGCCCACCCCGUACCCGCGUAGUCCCGCUCCCAGCGCCCAGUCGCCUGAGCGCCCCACUCCCUCUCCUCCGCCUCCAGGACCGCAUCAGGUGGAGGACGAGGAGGUGUUUGAGGAGAUCCGCCGUCUCCGCCUGGAGAGAGGCCGACUCCUCCAGAGGAUCAAAGCCUUGGAGCAGCAGCAACAGAGCGCCCUCUCUGCCUUGGGGGAGUUGUCCGCACUCAAGCGGCGCCUGAAAGAGGCGGAGGCGGAGCGGGACAAGUUGAUCGAGGAGCGGAAGGGAGUCAACGGCGUGGGCGCCAUCGACUCUGAGGAUCUGGACGACAUGUUCUCAGAGAGGUUGCUCUCCAAGCGGUCCAGAGCCUCACCUGGUCCAGACCGGACCUCCUCGGAAGCAGCCGUGGAAGAAUUGCAGAAACAAAUAGAGGAGCUGGCCUCUCAGAACGCUGAGCUGGUCCUCAAAGUGCAGGUUUUGGAGAUGUUUGAGAAGGACGACACCGACAUGCAGAACCCAGGCCCAGAGUUUGUACCCUUAGUCCAGUAUGAGGAAGUCAGGAAGGAGUUGGAGGCCCUACAGGAGCGCUUGACCCAGGCCCAGACGUCCAAUAGGGCGUCUAAUGUGCCGGAGGAACAUGCAGAGAGUGGGGAGGUUCUCCAGGAGCAGCUGCAGGGCCUCCGGGAGCAGCUGGCCUCCUCCCAGUCCGAGCUGGAGCAGCUCAAGGAGCAAAUGCAUCUGGGGGUGUUCUCCGUGGAGUGUGUCGAAGGGGACCCCGGCCCGCAGGCCCAGCAGCUGAAGGCGAGGGUGGCCGAGCUGGAGGAGGAGCUUGGAAAAAGACGGGCGGAGGCGCUCGCACGGAACUCUCAGGACGCCGACACAAUCCGACAGCUGACGGAGCGAGUCCAGCAACUCAAAGCUGCCCACGGAGACGGAAAAGUUGGCGAGCUGGAGACCGCGGAGGGGGAGGAGUCAUCAGGAGACCGGGUCCGUGGCCUCCAGGAGCGUGUGGGGGAGCUGGAGGGCGAGCUGAAGAAGUGUGUGCCGCGCUCCCACCUGGAGGAGGUGCAGGUGGCCCUGGGUCACCAGUGUGAGCAGCUGGCCAGGGAGAGAGCGGAGGUGGCCAGGAGGCUCAACGACGCCCUGCUGGAGCUGGAGAGAGUCCGGCCUCCUCCUGCACAUGGCAAGGAAGAGGGGGAGGAGGAGGAGGAAGAAGAGGAGGAGCACUCUGAAAGCUCCGAGCUCUCCGCCACAUCCCCGCGCUCCAGGCGAACCCUGACCUCAGUCCGAGAGGAACUGGAGGCGGCUCGCCAGGAAGCCGCCCAAGCCCUGGACUGUCUGUGUGCCGAGCGCGAGAGCCGAGCCCGGGACGCCCUGCAGCUGAAGGACGCCGUGCCGAUCUCCGUGCACAAGGAGGCGCUGUCCGCCGUGUCGGAGCAGCUGGCUCAGACCUUACAGGAGCUCCAGCAGGAGAAGAAUCUGCGCACGGAGGCGGAGGAGCACUCGGCCAGACUGGAGGCCAGGCUGGAGGUCAUGCAUGACGCCGUACCGAGGCAGGAGCACCAGAAAGUCAAGGAGGAGCUGGAGCGCUCCCUGCAGGCCAGCGAGAGAAGUGCGGCGGCAGCUCAGGAGGCCCUGAGCGAGAAGGAGACGGAGCUGAGGGAGCUGAAGUCCCACAAGGCGGCGGAGCAGGGUCUCAUCUCCCAGGAGGACCACCAGGCCCUGCGCUUGUCCAUGCAGGCCCAGGUCAACGCCUUGAUGGCCCGCUUCAACGAUCUGACCCGCAAACACGAGAAGACCUGCACCGAGGUGUUCCAGGUGCAGAGGGAGGCUCUCUUUCACAAGAGCGAGCGGCAGGUCGCCGAGACGCAGCUGAGCGCCGCGCAGCGCCAGCUUCAGGAGCUGCAGUCCAAGUCCAGCCACGUCCAGGAACUGCACGACAACAUCCAACAGUCCCAGGGCCUGGUCAAGGAGAAGGACCGCAAGAUCACCGACCUCUCCAAGGAGGUCUUCCGUCUGAAGGAGGCUCUGGGAGCGUUGUCUCCUCCUCUGGGCACGCUCUCCUCCUCUCACGCUAACCCCGGCCAACAGGUGGCGCUGCAGAACAGGCUGGCUAUACUCAACCAGCAGCUCCAGGACUGUGAGAGAAAACACAAGCAGGUGGUGGCUGUGUAUCGCUCCCACCUGCUGGCAGCUGUGCAGGGUCGUAUGGACGAAGAGGUGCAAGGUCUGCUGCUGCAGAUCCUGAGGAUGACCCAGCAAGGUCAAUGACCUCAUUACCAGGUCACAUGACCAAGCAAACACAAACUUAUCAUCAAAUCCCGCACACGCUGUGCACCCCCUGGUGGCCGGGAGUAGCAUCACGGAGGAAAAACUGUAAAUUCCAUGACAGUGAAAGUCUUUUUGCAUCCCCCCUUAUGAUAA
This is a messenger RNA of Nerophis ophidion (straightnose pipefish), 3213 nucleotides long. It is a transcript of the gene ankrd24, whose product is annotated as ankyrin repeat domain 24. The transcript is spliced from 22 exons. Gene Ontology annotation, molecular function: actin binding. The record is from RefSeq and is a predicted model, not a curated record. Bases 1 to 3060 code for a protein of 1019 amino acids. NCBI's taxonomy places the organism in Eukaryota, Metazoa, Chordata, Actinopteri, Syngnathiformes, Syngnathidae.